UAUAAGUUAGGUUCAUUCGUCGCAACCCAACAAACAUUGUUGCGAUGGUUCAAUUUUGCUGGCGAUUGACCUAGGACAGUACAGGCACUCAUGUCGACAUAGCCUGGCCCCGUGGCACUACACGAAAGAUUACUGCCUCAUGUUUCCUUGCAUAAGUAGCCCAUCCAUCCUCAGCAGCUCCCAUAUCCUUCAAUGGCUUCAACUUCCGACUACCAUCUCCAGCCUGCUACUAACUGGUCAACCGAACCUCCUCUCGUGGGAUACCUAAGUCGUAAAACUCUUCCCAUAAAGCGCAACGACGCAGAACCUCUCACCCGAGAGGACGUUCAGUUCGAUCUCCUUUGCCAUAUAUUCAAUGACAAGCACAAAGUUUUCACCCCCCAAGCCCCCAGCGAGGAUCCCAAGGUCCACUUCUGCGAUCUCUACGUCAAUGCGCUGUAUAUGUCACACAAGUGUUCCAAAGUCCUCAAAGACAAGAUGGCCGAAACACCCGCCUUUGCAGUCGAGCUUGCCAAAAUUUCUCUUCUGACAAAUGUGGGGCGCAUCAACACCACUAUGGCAUUCUUUCCAGAAAUGAAGACAGCCUUGCGGACUUAUCAUCCGGUACCCUCGCUUCAAAAGACCGAUGGUAAUGCCCAAGAUGCCCCGCGGAUCAAGAACUGUCUCAAGGCUGCCUUGCUCCCAUCUGAGCUCAAGAACAUGCCUCCGUCUACUCCGGAAGAAAUCUUGCAGAAGAGCAGGGCUCGUGAACUUCCAUCUACAAGUGUUGUGAAUUUAAUAUUCGUUCUAGCAAACCAUGCGGGCCCCCUUGCAAGUACUCACUUCGAUCCGCCCCUGAACUUCCUGGAUCUUUUUUUGCCCAUCAACAUAGCUUCAGCUGACCGCGCGCGCGCGUUUCUAUGGCUCGUAUUUCACUAUCUGGAGGGCCCUGAUCAACCAAAUCCGUACGAUGAUGACUACUCCCGCCAAAAUCCUGGCAAGGUUCCUUGGCUGCGCCGUCUCACAGAAGCAGAAAUGGCACAGGAAAAUGUAGACUCUCCUGAUGAAAUCGAAUGGGGCAAGUCGAUGUCAGCACAAAGAAACCUCUUUCUGCAAAGACUCGUCCACUCUAUCGAAAAAGAGAAAAAGGUCAAGGCCGCUGCGUCUGCAUCUAAAUUGACUGAGCCCACUUCUGGUCGUUCAAGACCCUCCAGAUCACAGCAAGAAGGUACCAGGGACAAACCUUACAUCCAUUAUCUUCCCCCCGACCGUGCACCUCAGAUUACCCGUUCUGUUAGCGAAGACCAUAGAGUCAACUAUAGUAGCUCUCGUGGACUUCAUAGAAGCAUGCUGCAACAUGCUUGGCAGGUCGUCACUUCUACCGAUCCCUUGGCAGACUCGGAUGAAGAACUACAGGAUGAACACGUUAGACUUGAUUACAGCAGACGUGUAGACGUUAUCGCUCGAUUGCGUGGGCGGCCUCCAUCACCACUUCCAGAUCUACUGCCACCGGCCAGCAGCACUAGUUCAUACCCGCCACCUAGUAGUAUUUCUGAUACCCGUGAACACCGGUGGCGAACGGUGGAAUCGUGGAAGUAG
Molecule: messenger RNA, 1578 nt
Organism: Suillus fuscotomentosus
Lineage: Eukaryota; Fungi; Basidiomycota; Agaricomycetes; Boletales; Suillaceae
Exons: 10
Coding region: 193-1578 (461 amino acids)
Cellular component (GO): Ino80 complex
Source: RefSeq, a predicted model, not a curated record